Penicillium oxalicum is the source of this 5589-nucleotide messenger RNA. RefSeq lists its product as uncharacterized. Gene Ontology annotation, molecular function: DNA binding. Lineage: Eukaryota; Fungi; Ascomycota; Eurotiomycetes; Eurotiales; Aspergillaceae. Bases 1 to 5589 code for a protein of 1862 amino acids. Gene Ontology annotation, biological process: 5S class rRNA transcription by RNA polymerase III; transcription initiation at RNA polymerase III promoter. Gene Ontology annotation, cellular component: transcription factor TFIIIC complex. The record is from RefSeq and is a predicted model, not a curated record. The transcript has 4 exons.
AUGGCGCCAAGCUUGCAAGAGCUGAUUGACUUUCUGCUUAACGAAAUCGCACUCUGCGGCAGUCAAGGUGCAACCUUGUCUGAGAUCAGCGCGGCAGUCAAGGAGUUCUACCAAAAUACAAGUCAAGACUCAAGUGCGAGAACGCAGAAUGUGGACCGCCGUUUCCAGGCGAAAGUCUGGUCAUGGCUCACGCGGCACCCAGAGGUAUCUGUGAGGCCGGAUGGCCACUGGGAACGCAUGAACCUUGAUCAAGCCGAGCAGCGGGACGCAGAAUUGCAGGAAGCAGCAAAAUCGGGAGAUGCGAGUACAGAAUCAGACCGAGAUGAGGGUUCAACAUCUCCACCGGGCGUUCGCGUCUUUGUUUCGAGGGAGAGAAUGUGGUAUGCCCUCACUGGCCACGAACCCGAUGAUACCAAAGUGCCCGCGAGCGAAUUUUUGUUGCUGUCAAUCAUUGCCAUGCACAAGUCCAAGGGAAUUGCUCAAACAGACCUGGUGAGACUGAGUGGUCAAGACAAACGCUCUGUCCCAAAGCGAACGGACGCCCUCGCUCAAAAGGGUUACGUCGAAAAGCGUCCGAUCCAGAUCAAGUCAGCCCGGACGAGUCUCGUCACUUUUCGUCGAUUCCUCAAAUCAACAACGGGGCAAUUCACGGCGGAGAGCGCAUCAGCAGACCCGAGUGCCCGGCCAAUCAUUGACUUUGACGCCUUCACAGCCAAGCUGUUUGGAAUCCUCAAAGAAUUCGGUAUAAUCUCUCGCAAUGACCUCAAAAAGCGACUGGAAUUCGAGGAUCGUUGGCGUUGGCGCAUUUUAUCACGGGCGCUUCGCAAGUACGAAAGAAUCGGUGUGCUGAAGCGAGUCAAGGCAAAAUCUCAAUACGACAAAUUUCAUCCCUGUGUAAUGCUCAUGCGCGAGCCUACUGAGGCCGACAUUUCCAAGUUCAACGCGGUGAGCGGGGAGCUCAAUGGAAAUGCAGACGACCAAGGCGAAAUCGACGAUGAUAUCGAAGACGCACGGGAUGAUGCGGGAGCCGAUGCGGAUGCCGGAACUCUCGAGAUGGCACAAGACAAACCGGUCAUUGAGUCUGGACGGAUAGUCCCCUGUUGGACUCCAGAUAGGCCUGUUGGAAACCAGAUUUUCGAUGUGGUACAUCGAGCCGGUACUGCAGGCAUCACCAACCUGGAUAUCAACCGAAUUUGCUUUGGUAGCAUUUACCGACGACCAUCCGAAAAUGCGUUACACCGAUUGACCGAUUGCUGGCAAUUGUCCCAACCAUCGCACCUUCGACACCUUGGCAUUGUGAGGGACACGGCGAUCGAGAAGACCACUUUCUUCUAUGUACAUUAUUCAAUCCAGAACUUUGCAAAAUUAGUCGAAGAAGGUGACGCGUCAUGGGAAGCAGUGGAGUUCCCAGCGUCAAAGUUGAAAGCUGCAAAGUUUGAAAUUCCCCCUGUCGACGCAAAGGCUAAACGUGAUCAAUAUGGCUUCCACGAAUCAACUGUCAUUGGCAAUCUCGUGAAAAACGGCAAUGCCAGUCUAUUCGAGGCAGUUGCGGUUUGCAAACCGCCAACUUAUCUUUUGUCAAGCAGCGACCCAAUGCCAGUCCAGCUACCGGAUGGCCAUUUCACAAUCGACAUGGGCCGACAAGCUAUUGCCGGGACAAUCAUACCAUCGCCCAUCAGCACCCGGCCACAUGGUGGUCGACCUAAAGGUCCGCGGGCUAAGGGAGACUAUCGGCGAUCGACUUUAUCGAAAAUGGAGCGCAGUUCUCCCGCCGCAAGUCCGGGCCCGGAAAAUCACGAGGAGAGAAAACUGCAUCAGAUUCCGCCAACGAUCCCGGAACAUCUCACAUGGGAAAGACCUGCUCGGUGGACACCAAGGGCUGGUAACAAGCGGGCAAAGCUGGAGGGCCUUUCAGAAAAAGAGCGUUUCGAGGCGCUUGGAAUGGAUGAGACCUGGACUGAGUACAAUGUCUUGGUCAACAAAUGUCCCAAUCCUGGCGUCUAUGUCACACCACCGGGCAAGCGGAGACCGGCAGGGAGGAGACAAGGUCGCCCAGCGAGAAGCCGUAUCGCCGUCUUCAAAUCAGAGAAAUUGACAUCUCUCGCGUGGUUCACAGAAGAAAAGAAAGAGGCAGACCACGACGAUACCGGGCUUGAAGAUACCCCCACCAAAAAAGCUGGCACGCAUCAGGGUGGUAUGCCCAAAUAUAUGAGCAAUGAUCCGAACAUCAAUGGGUCCACGGAAAUUAAGCCAGCUGCUCAAAUCCGAGUUACAACCAGACUUUCUGGACGAAAACGGGACCACGAAAUCUUGGACGAGUCUUCAACGGAUAGAAAUGCUGCAACGGCCGAAGGAACCUUCAAACGGCCACACAAACAGCCGCGUGUUGGAGCACCCGAUGAGCGGGUCACUGGAUCGCUGGCUACAAUUUCCCAAGAUAUGACAUUUGAUGUGCAGUCUGUUCCCAUGGAAGUUGAAUCCGUUGAGCCAACUGCUGCGCAACCCGACGGAGAAGAGAUUCAAACUGCCGCUUCGGAAAAGCUGCGCAUGGCAUCACCGGCGCAAAUUGCAGCCACUGAAAAAACACCGACACCCACAUCAGUCGCUCUUCAAAGUCCAGCAAAACGCUUGAACAGCACAGAACGAACAAGAAAGCCCCCGCCUUUCUCAAGGGAUUGGCUCUCCAAAACAAUGAACCCUUCUUCAACGAAGCCCGGUCAUGUCACGAAGCUUGCCCAGGGCUUAGCAGACCGUGGAGGCUCCGUGAGCCUGCUUCGAAAGAAGAUCAUCAUGGAAAUUAUCGAAAAGGCCGGUGGAGCGUAUCCUUCGACUCCAGAAAUUUGGUUUCCAUUCGCCACGGCGUGGCUGAAGCGCAAGCAAAAGGAACGGCCGGAUAACCGCACAGUCAAGACAGCGAUCAGGAAUCUGGUCGAAGCCGGCAAGCUGCGGCAGUUGACGUUCUGUGGAAAGGGCCCCAAAGGAGCGAUGGUCACUAGAACCAUCUUAGCGAAACCGGAAAUGUCGUCUGAUGAUCCCUUGAUCAAGGACAUGCAACGAAGGCUGCUGGCAGCGACUGACCAGCGUCUUUCCUACUCGCCAAAUGUUGAACUGGAUCCCGAGCUUACAAAAUACAGUGGACAGAGCGGAAUACCGAAGCUCAUUCUUCCCGUGGUGUCAGGUGCAACGGUUCAAUUACAACAAAAGCCUGCCACUGUCCUCGCAGAAGAACAAAGGAUUGAGCGGAGAAUCCAAAAAGAGUUACUCAGGAAGUUGGAAGAUCAGCUUGGAAUUCCUCAUGAUUCUUCUGGCAGUGGCACCAAGCGUCUCAUGAAGAUUGGCCGUCGUCACCCCCGUCAGUCUGGCCAAGACUCACUGCUGGGUGGUCUCCAGACCCUCAUUUCUCGACCUGAUCUGAUCAACGACUGGAGAAGGGCUAGAGGUGAUAUCGCACGGCUGUACAAACACCUGUCUGCCAUUGGGCCUCAUGCGAUGCUGAUGCAUCCGACACAGCUCUUUCACGAGUGCUCCGGUACAUUUGGUACAUUCGGCGCGGCUCUAGCACCUCGAACCAUGGCCCGGAAAUUAUCCGGCGGCGAGGUUGCAAAGUGUGUUCGUGAGCUUGCGGAGCUUGCUUCCGCACCGCCGACAGUGACCCAAACAGGCCGAGAAGAGUCGUUCCAUUCAAAGGCCGAGAGGAUCCUCGAAUGGGAACUCGAGCAUGAAGACGUCUUCGAAGAAGCUCACCAGGAGACUGUCGGAACGUACAUUGCUCAAACCGUUCGUGACGAGUUUGAAAAUGUGCCCAUCAUCGGCCCUAUUCAGUUCGAUGUCGACCACCUUGCUCUGCCUCCGCGGACGAGAAACCUCAUGACCACUCGAGGGAUGGCCAUGUUCCGUGAUAUCCAGCCCCGUUGGAACUCCGAAUGGGCUUUUAAUCGGACGCGGCAAACGCAACAUGAUUCUAGGGCCGGUUCUGCACGUCGUCGCAUUGAUGGAGUCGAUACUUCCAUUCGCAAUCGGGACCGAGUGCAGCCGGACGACGUUCGGGUCCAACGACCUCGCCGUCGUGGGGCCCUGUCACCGCUUGAUCAGACACUAUAUCGGAAGAUCAUGGUGGCUGUCGUUGCCGUACGGGUCCUGGCAGGUGGGUCAGAUGCUAACCGGAUUGACUGGGAUCUUGUGUCGGCAGCGUUUCCCAAGCACGACCAUGUCUUCAUUCAAGACCAUGCGCGAAACAUUCUCAGCAAGAGUCGUCUACAGAUGGCCGGCAUGCAGCGAGAUUUCCAGGAGCGUUUCCUCGAAGCCUAUACCCAGAAGAAGGUGCCUUCCAUCGACUACAACCAUUUAAAUAAAUACAACUGGCCCGCGGUCGUCGAGUGGGCAAAUAUUGAACUGGAAUUCUCCACGUCGGAAAAGGCACCGCUACUUCCUGCCACUCGGCAAGAAUUCGACAGUAUCUUCGAACUCCGUCCCGAGCCCAUGCCAACGGCCGACGAAUUGUACACCGUGACUUCAGGCAUCACUCUCAACUAUAAGCGCGGACUGAUGGCCCAUGUGCCAUUUGCAGUGAAGAUGACCAAAGCUGGAGCUCGUGAACGUGUCGGACCUCGCAAGGCCGAGCUUGACCGGCUGGAUGUAGUCAAGACUUGGGUCCGGGCCAACGUGGCAGCAUCGGAGUCGACCUACAAUCCGUCCAAGGCAGAAGAGGCUUUGAGACCAUUCGGUUCCCUCAUGAUCAACUCGGCCGUCCAGUGCCUUCUUACCGAUCGAGUGAUCAGCAUGGGUAACAAGGGCCGACUUGUGCCCGGCCGCAACUACGACCUGACAGACUACCUUUUGACUUCUCUCAGUCGCAAGCGACUCAUCGACUGCCCCAUCUUGAAACGCGCGGCUUACUUCAAAACCACCAUCCUGGAUCCACAGCUUCGACGAGCAGGAACUUGUGAUGUCUUCUAUCACGCCGAGGACGGCGAUAUCCUCGCACUCAUCAACCUCAUGAAUGAUGGCCAACUCACCCUUCAUCCACGCGGCCAACCGCGCGACAAAUGGGGUCUCACGGAUGGCGGAUACCUCACCCGACAGAUGGACAAGAAUCGGUUACGCUUCGCUAUUGAGAUUCGUUCAACCGAGUCCUACGUCUACGGUAAUCCUGUCGAGGACCGAGCGCGAAGUAUCCCGGCACCAAACCCGCCGCGCACAAAUGACGCCAAUCUGCCUCCCAAAUUGCCGCUGUGGUUUGACAUUCACGGGCACUUGAUUCCGCAAUUGUGGGAAAUGGCCGUCGCAAGCGUUCUCGGCUGCGUCGUGAUGCGCCAAGGUCUCAGUGCGGAACGAAUUUCGACCAUGAUCAAGCCUGCGAUGAGUGCCUGGGAGAUUGAGUUACUGCUGAAUUGGUUGAAAGAGGUCGGGGUGAUGGAACGGCAGAGUCGCAGUGAACAUGACGGAUGGAUGGUCCGCCCUUGGUGGUGGUUGGUCUUGACGGAGAAGGAGACUUGGGCGAGAGAAGAGGACUCUGCUGGACAUGAAAAUACGAAGCGGUCGAGCGUCGAACCACCCUCGCAAGGUGUGACUUCGGUGGCGGUUGCCUAG